AUGGCAUCAAGUUCUAAGAAGAAUGGUGGGUCACUUGUUUUUGAGGAUUUCUUCCCUUCAAUGAUGGAGAAGCUAGGAAGUGAAGGGUUUAUGAAAGAGUUGGCAAAUGGUUUCAAUGUGUUAAUGGAUAGAGAGAAGAAAGUGAUAACAUUUGAAAGCUUGAAGAAGAACUCGGCAUUGCUCGGGUUAGAAGGUAUGAGUGAUGAUGAGAUUACUUGCAUGUUAAGGGAAGGUGAUAUGGAUGGAGAUGGAGCUCUAAGUGAAAUGGAGUUUUGCACUCUCAUGUUUAGGUUGAGUCCUUCUUUGAUGAAUGACACUAAGCAACUUUUGGGAGAAGUUAUUUUCAAUGGAAAUUAA
Messenger RNA from Lathyrus sativus (Indian pea), 357 nucleotides. The record is from the annotation of a GenBank genome assembly. Lineage: Eukaryota; Viridiplantae; Streptophyta; Magnoliopsida; Fabales; Fabaceae.